CAAUGGCGUGCAUCCACGAUGGGGAAAGAUGAAGGUUAUAUAGCUUGUGGGUACCAAUCAGCUAUUAUCAGUUAGACAAGCGAAGGAAGUGUGAACGUGUUAUCAUAGUGGCUUUUUGGAGAAUUAAUUUGCUACGUUAAAUACACAGAAGGAAAAGAAUACCACUUUAAACACAGAAUACUACAUUGAAGAAGAAACGGAGAAACAAUGAAGAUGAGGCUGUUGUGCGUGGUGCUGCUGGUCGCCGGCAGCGUGUUCGCGGACGACGACGACAAGAAGGAGAGCGUGGGGACCGUGGUAGGGAUCGACCUGGGAACGACGUACUCUUGUGUUGGUGUGUUCAAGAACGGUCGUGUUGAGAUCAUCGCCAAUGACCAGGGUAACCGCAUCACACCCUCUUACGUGGCCUUCACCACCGAGGGCGAGCGUCUCAUUGGAGAUGCUGCCAAGAACCAGCUGACCUCUAACCCAGAGAACACUGUGUUCGAUGCCAAGAGGCUCAUCGGGCGCACCUGGAAUGACCCCUCCGUUCAGCAGGACAUCAAGUACCUGCCUUUCAAGGUGAUUGAGAAGAAGACUAAGCCCCACAUUCAGGUGGACAUCGGCGGUGGCCAGAUAAAGACCUUUGCCCCGGAAGAGAUCUCCGCGAUGGUCCUCACCAAGAUGAAGGAAACUGCUGAAGCUUACCUGGGGAAGAAGGUCACUCAUGCCGUGGUCACCGUCCCUGCCUACUUCAACGAUGCUCAGCGCCAGGCCACCAAGGACGCUGGGGUCAUCGCCGGACUGAAUGUGAUGAGGAUCAUCAAUGAGCCUACCGCCGCAGCUAUUGCCUACGGCCUGGACAAGCGGGACGGAGAGAAGAACAUCCUUGUGUUCGAUCUGGGCGGCGGCACCUUCGACGUUUCCCUGCUGACCAUCGACAACGGCGUCUUCGAGGUGGUGGCCACCAACGGGGACACCCACCUGGGCGGUGAAGACUUCGACCAGCGCGUCAUGGAGCACUUCAUCAAGCUGUACAAGAAAAAGACGGGCAAGGACGUGCGCAAGGACAACCGCGCCGUGCAGAAGCUGCGUCGCGAGGUGGAGAAGGCCAAGCGCGCCCUGUCCGCCCAGCACCAGGCCCGCAUUGAGAUCGAGUCCUUCUUCGAGGGCGAGGACUUCUCCGAGACCCUCACCCGUGCCAAGUUCGAGGAGCUCAACAUGGACCUGUUCCGCUCCACCAUGAAGCCCGUGCAGAAGGUUCUGGAAGACUCUGACCUGAAGAAGCCCGACAUCGACGAGAUCGUGCUGGUGGGAGGCUCCACCCGCAUCCCCAAGAUCCAGCAGCUGGUGAAGGAGUUUUUCAACGGGAAGGAGCCGUCCCGUGGCAUCAACCCCGAUGAGGCUGUGGCCUACGGAGCAGCGGUGCAGGCAGGAGUGCUCUCUGGAGAGGAGGACACAGGUGACCUUGUUUUGCUGGACGUGUGCCCUUUGACCUUGGGGAUUGAGACUGUGGGAGGAGUCAUGACCAAGCUGAUUCCCAGAAACACUGUGGUGCCCACAAAGAAGUCCCAGAUCUUCUCCACGGCCUCUGAUAACCAGCCCACUGUCACCAUCAAGGUCUAUGAAGGUGAGCGUCCCCUGACCAAAGACAACCACCUGCUGGGCACCUUCGACCUGACCGGCAUCCCGCCGGCACCCCGCGGUGUCCCGCAGAUCGAGGUGACCUUCGAGAUCGACGUCAACGGCAUCCUGCGCGUGACGGCGGAGGACAAGGGCACGGGCAACAAGAACAAGAUCACCAUCACCAACGACCAGAACCGGCUGACCCCCGAGGACAUUGAGCGCAUGGUGAACGACGCCGAGCGCUUCGCCGACGAGGACAAGAAGCUGAAGGAGCGCAUCGACUCCCGCAACGAGCUCGAGAGCUACGCCUACUCGCUCAAGAACCAGGUGGGCGACAAGGAGAAGCUGGGCGGCAAGCUCUCGUCGGAAGACAAGGAGGCCAUCGAGAAGGCGGUGGAGGAGAAGAUCGAGUGGCUCGAGUCGCACCAGGACGCCGACCUGGAGGAAUUCCAGGCCAAGAAGAAGGAGCUGGAGGAGGUGGUGCAGCCAAUCGUCAGCAAGCUCUACGGUGCUGCGGGCGGCCCGCCCCCUGAGGGGGCCGAGGACGAUGAGGAGGGCGGGAAGGACGAGUUGUAGGGCGGCUGGAGCUGCUCAACGGUGCCCCCUAUGGAUCGUUCUCCUCCUCCCAGCCCCACCACCAUCCCCUUCCCCCCCAGGCCUUUGUUUCUCUGGAAAAGGGCCACAGGUGUACAUAUCGGACUCAUUGAACUGUAGCGAGAGGAACGUAAGGGGAACGUUAACAGCAACCCCUCCAGCUGUCUGGAAGGACUCAUUUGGGAGGGUGGGUGGGGUACGGGAGAAGGGGGUGUGAAUGUCGCUCUCUUCACUGUCAAGUGGAGAUUUCAAAGUCAGCCUGGACUGAGGCUCACUUCUGCUGUUCUCUGGCAGUUAGACAAGGGUUUAUUUUGUCUGGGGAGGGGUGAGAUUUUGGGGUGGAGUAGGGGUGGGGGGUGGUUAUGGAUUAUUACCGUAUGGGUAACGAUGUUCAUGAUGUUGAAAAUUAUUUAUUAAGAGAUCUGGUCAUUCUGGAUAAUUGUAGGGAACCUUGGAAAUAAAUGUUUGAUACAAAUGUC
This is a messenger RNA of Anguilla anguilla (European eel), 2678 nucleotides long. RefSeq names its product endoplasmic reticulum chaperone BiP. Bases 208 to 2181 code for a protein of 657 amino acids. The record is from RefSeq and is a predicted model, not a curated record. Gene Ontology annotation, molecular function: ATP hydrolysis activity; heat shock protein binding; ATP-dependent protein folding chaperone. The transcript has 9 exons. Gene Ontology annotation, cellular component: membrane; endoplasmic reticulum lumen; endoplasmic reticulum chaperone complex. Lineage: Eukaryota; Metazoa; Chordata; Actinopteri; Anguilliformes; Anguillidae. Gene Ontology annotation, biological process: protein refolding; endoplasmic reticulum unfolded protein response; cellular response to unfolded protein.